Molecule: messenger RNA, 1163 nt
Organism: Neolamprologus brichardi
Lineage: Eukaryota; Metazoa; Chordata; Actinopteri; Cichliformes; Cichlidae
Product: receptor-transporting protein 2-like
Biological process (GO): protein targeting to membrane; protein insertion into membrane
Molecular function (GO): olfactory receptor binding
Source: RefSeq, a predicted model, not a curated record
CUUCUGACAGAGCCACAGUCAAAGUUCGCAGCUUGAGGAGGAUGACUCAUUCUCACCAGCUGUUUGUUUACUGCACACAUCAGCUGUUAGAGUUGUCCUUCUUCUUCAGCUACCAGCGACCACUUUAACUGAAAAGAUGCUGCCACCUGAAUGGAUACGUAUCUUUCGUAUUAAAGCACAGAGUCUUAAACGAGGAGACUCUUGGUAUUUAGAGUAUGAUGAAAAUAUUGAGCCUGACAACCCAGUCAUGGGCUGGAAGCAGUACAUCAGGAACACAGGUGCAAGGUUUAAAUGUUCCAUGUGCAGAAGAGAAUGGCCUUCCAACAAGGUGAAGGUGCUCUUCCACAUGCGCCUGAAAAACGGGCAGGGCACUGUCAAGGUGAGGCCCUUACGCCAGAACUGCAAGGUGUGCUCCGAAGCUCCAAUGGAGAAUCCCAGCGUGGAAUCUGACAAUGUGCACAUCCUCAUGGAGAAUCUGGUGGAGAAAAUAAAACAAAAGUGCUACAAUAAAAACCCUGGUGGACGGAAUCGGUAUUUCAGAAGCUUUGACGUCGACAGCCCGCAUGAGCCCACACAUUGUGAGGGGUGCAUCAAAGGCGUGUGCACAAAAUGAGCUGCUUUUAAAGUCAGCCUGUUUCUGUUCGAUCAUAACUUUGCAUUCUUUCAUUCUGUUUUAUUUUAUUCUUCUUUUAUGUAAUAAGCAGAUGCACAUUGUUGUAUUUAUCCUUUAUUUGCGCUUGGUAGCAGACAGCUUUAGCUAAUAUAUCGCUUUGUUUGUUAAAAACGUUCCUUAGCACAAAAGCUCUCAUACAUUUACUGUUACAAAUGAAUUAAAUAAGUCAAGAUUUAAAUAUGACAUGAAGGUCUACAGGAGUCACUUUUCACAUUUAAAUUUGUACUUUCUGAUUUUGUAAAUAAAUAAUACAUCUUUAUGAAAAAAAUAAGCAUGACAUUAUUGUUCAAGAGAGGUGGGCAACAUCUUCUUUUUUAAAGUGAUUUAGAGCCACACACACAGCUGACACGUGAAGCAUGACAUACCAUGAAUUUUGGUAAAUAUAAUACAUUGUUUUACAAUGAGUAAUUUUUUCAAAGAGAAAAAAACACCAUUCUUCAAGAAAAAAUAUGCAAAGAUAUUAUUGGAUUGGUAUUUUAAGAACAAACAU